UCUUCUCUUAGGGCAACAGAGUCAUUUUUACUUACCUUCGUACGCCUAAACAUGCAGAAUCUGAUCUGAGUUAGUCUAUCGUUUUAACCGUGAUGAAAGGUGUCGUUAGAUCAGCUCCGUGUACCGCGGUCAGGCUCGGAGUUCAGGGUCGGUGGGAUGAGACGUUGCGCUCCAUACGGCGCGCCGAGCACUUGGUGCUCCAGUCCCAUGUGCACACGCUGGAUUCCGCCACGCGCUUUCGGACACCACCGUUUUUAUCCAAGCUCCCGGAUUUAACGCUUUUGGCUCACAGUGUGAUCCUAAAUCACCGUGACGAUGGUAUUAAAACCAGACCUAAAUCCUCCGGCAUUAUGUUGCAUUCAUUGGGCAUGAGCGGCCCGUUCCCAUCACCUGCACUGCGCGAACAAAGUGCAGGCCUCAGCACAGCAGUGGCUGCUGAAUACACCCGUGCUGUACGGCAAGUGGAAGGGUGUUUACGAAGACAGGCAGGGAGGAUCACUGAGGAAGCCACUAGACUGGAUCAUCAGAAAGAGAAACUGGAGAAACUUUUGCGAAGUGUCAGGACGGCAUUGCGCAUCAACCAGAACACGACAGACGAGCGCGCACGAAGACCAGCCACUGAGACAGAAAAAGAUGGAGCUGAUCAUCUGCUCUGCCAUGAGAAAAAAUGCCUAAGUGAGCAGAAGCAGAAACUGGAGAUUCUGCUGAGAGAUACUUUAAAUCAGCUGCAGUCUUUAGCUCAGAGCAGCAGAAGGCUACUGGACUGUGCCUUGGAAAGGUCCAGGGUAACUGAGCUGCUUCCUCAACAUGGAUCACCAUCAGCAGCUGGGAAUCUCUCAUUUUCUCCUCUCUCUCUGAAACCUGACCCCUCUGGUCCAUUUACACCAGAGUGUAAAGAGGCAAUGGAUUCAUCCGCAACUGUGCUGCAGAUGUCUCAGCAGCUCAACAAGAGCAUUGAACAGGUCAUGUGCGACGCCAUCAUUAAACAGACAACUUUACAUCGCACAGUCAAUGAGGGCCUUUUAAAGAAAAUCGCAGAAACCCAGAAUCUACAGCAACGUCUAAUGCUGAGCUCAGCAGCCACUAGACAGGCCAUCUACCGUAAACAGAGACAGAUGCAGUGUGCCAGCUACAGCCAUGGCAGAGCUUUGGGUCCAGUUUCCUCUGAUGAUUUCUUCUGCAGAGAGAGAAACAAUAGGCCUGUUGUGCAGGUGUAUGAUAGACACCCAAAUUUUGUGUUGCCUGAGUCCAGACUUCUGACACAGGGAAGUGUUGCACUGAAACAACAUUUGGAUUGUGGAGAGAAAGCCAUAGAAGAGCUGCAGGUUGCACAUUUGCAGCUGGAGGAUGACUCGUGUGCAAAACAAGUGGCAGCGAGUGUGGACUCCGCUAUAAUCCGGCUUCGAAGAAGAAGUAUUCCUCGCAUGUUUGUCCAGUCAGCAAGCACAUAAAAUUAUAAUCUAUGGCAGCACUAUCAAACUCAUAUGUACAUCUUUGAGGCCAGUAUUAAACAGUGCUGAGCAUGUGAGUAUAUUAUGAAUGUAUUGAAAUUAGUUUUAAACAGAUUAGAACAGAUUAACUUACUCAAAUUUACCUCUUUAUCAGUAAUAAUGUUACUAAUUGCAUUGAUGAUGAUUGACAGACAUCUUUAUACAGAGUGACUUACAUUUAUAAGACUUAGGGUUAAGGGCCUUGCUCAGGUGCCUAGGAGUGGAAGCUUGGUGGACCUGGGAUUUGAACUCACAACCUCCCAAUCAGUAGGCUAACUCCUUAACCACUCAGCUACCACUAUACUUAUCAUGGAUACUGUCAGUGAUUUUACUGUGUUUCUUGUCAUUACCGAUCUGAUUAGUGUCUGUGUGAAGUUCCAGUGUAUGUUGCCUACAAGGGUUUCCUUCCACCUCCUAAAAACACGCCAGUAGGUGGAAUGGCUACGAUAAAUUUGCUGUGCAUUCAGAUUAAUCACUAUUAACCUCUAUUAACCAUUGCAUUUAAUACUUAGUUAUUUUAAAAAGUCACACCUACAUUUUGAAUGAAUUAAGGCUUACCUUGCUAGGUAGAAAAUA
This is a messenger RNA of Tachysurus vachellii, 2066 nucleotides long. RefSeq names its product tektin like 1 (gene tektl1). The transcript has 8 exons. The record is from RefSeq and is a predicted model, not a curated record. The coding region runs from base 93 to 1451 and encodes 452 amino acids. NCBI's taxonomy places the organism in Eukaryota, Metazoa, Chordata, Actinopteri, Siluriformes, Bagridae.